Messenger RNA from Episyrphus balteatus (marmalade hoverfly), 3755 nucleotides. RefSeq lists its product as uncharacterized. The record is from RefSeq and is a predicted model, not a curated record. Gene Ontology annotation, cellular component: autophagosome; nucleus. Lineage: Eukaryota; Metazoa; Arthropoda; Insecta; Diptera; Syrphidae. The transcript is spliced from 6 exons. Gene Ontology annotation, biological process: positive regulation of DNA-templated transcription; autophagosome assembly. The coding region runs from base 722 to 1756 and encodes 344 amino acids.
AAAUUCAAAUACAAAAGUGCAUUGAAAGAGAAAACACCACGCAAAUUAAAACGCCUAGCAAAGAAUUAAAAGAACAAAAAAAUUUAUUAUAUUUUAUUUUUUAUUUAUAUUUAAAAAUUUUCUUGUAUUAAAUUAGAAAAAUAAUGUAAAAUAAACUACAACAAGAAAUAAAAUAAUUCAUACCAAGACAAAAUUCAACUCCCUUCUAUGUACAUAAACUAACACAAGUUAAAAAAAAAAAAAGUAACAAAAGCUACAAAUUUUCCACAAGACUGAGAUAAUUAUAACAAAAUAAAUAAAGUUUUUUUGAAAGAUAAACUUUGAAGAAGGAAACUUAAUCAUUUACUGAUCUCAUAAUAAAAAAAAUAAAUAAAAAGGAAUAUACAAAACUAACUCCUUUCAAAAGAACCAAAGACAAAAGCAAUUAAAUAAAAACAAAAACAAAAAACUACAACUAAAAAAAAAAAAAACAGAAGGAACAGGAACUCCAAUUCGACUGUGAUCUUAAAAUUUGCUGCAAAGAAUCUGUGUGUGGGAGCGAGUAUAUUAUUUACAUAACAAAUCUCAGCUGAAACGAGAAAUCAUCCUACAAUCAUUAUCAUAACCAUCCGAAAGCUCCUUAGCAUUUAAACACAAAGAAAUUACAACAACAACAACAAACAAGGUUCCAUAUAGGAAAAUCCUUGUUUAAACCGAAACAGCGGUAUCCUUUCUGCAUAUAAUGUUUAAUAGUCUAGCAAAUCUACUAUUUGGAUCGAACACUAAUACGUCUACUAAUCCUGAGAGUACUAAUCGCAUUGAGGAAAUCCUAGAAGACAACAACACUACAUCCAUUAAUAAUUCCUCCUUACAAGCAACUACUGCAAUUGGACAUACUGACAAUAAUUAUCAAAACGUAAGUAAUAGAUCGAUUGACGAUCAUCUGAAUAAAUUGAUCUCAAUCGAUCAUAAUAACGACGGCGUCGCCAACAACGACGACGACGACGAAGAAUUAGACGACGACUGGCUAUUGGUUAAUAGGGAAGACGACGAGGAGGAAAGUCUCCCUCGGACCGAUUCCGAAGAGGAGCUGCCAUUUGUUGAGAUCAAACGUAGUCCAACUUUUCAGCAAAGACCAACUCGUAAUAGCAAUCACCAUUCCCUUUCAGCAUAUCAUCAGCGUACUAUAGCCUUACGUUACGACGGUGGUGGACUUACACAGUCUCUCUAUGUUGUUCCAUCGUCCGCCGAUUAUAACAAUGGCAAUGCCAUCACUAAUCUUCCAACGCACAUUUCUAUGGAAGAAUCAUGGUUCCUGACACCGCCACCAUGUUUUACAUCAACAGGACCUGUAAAUAUGGAGACAUCUCCAUUUGAAAAUUUACUGAUUGAACAUCCAAGUAUGUCAGUGUACCAUAGUAUUAGGUCAGCCCAAGAGGCAGCCGAAAGUUUUGUCAAUCUUGAUCUCGGGGUGGAUGAAUCUCAAAAUGGAACAAGGACCGUUGUUGAACAUUCAACUGAUCGGAAUCAAUAUGUUGCCCCUCGUGUUGCAAGGAAUCGUGUUGAACGCCUUAACGCGACACAAAUCAAAAUGGAGUACCUGACCCGCACUGCACAGAAGGACCAUGACAAAAAGGAGCGUCAAACUAUCUGUCGCGGAGCUAUCAAACGUUCGAAUAAAGCUCGUGAGUAUAAUAGCCGAGGCAAUCGCCAGCGUCGUUCUGACAUGCAACACAGCAAGGUCAACAGCGGUGCCAACAACAACCGCAAAUGCUAAACGAUUUAUCUGAAUGCUUUUUUUUCUAAGAACUUUUAAUCGUCGUCGUUGCAUGCAGAUAUGUAUUUGCUCUCCACAAAAAAUGACAACAAAAACAUCAUUAUAUAAAAUUUAAAAAAAAAAAAAAAAAACAAAUAACGCACCCCCACAAUAAACUAAAAAAAAUUUAAAAAUUUUAAUUAAUAUAAACAACAAAAAAAAACAAAUUAAAUUUAAAUGUAUAGAUUACGUAAAUUAAAAAAAAAAUUAUUAUACAACAAAUUACACACAUAUAAAAUGAAUAAAUGUGACAAAAGAAUAUAAUAAUUACAAUAACAAAAAAAAAAAAAAACUAUAUUUAUUUAAAUUAAAUUUUUCAAUUUUUAUUGAAUUAAAUUUAUGAAUGUAAAUUUAAUUGUUAAAUAGUUUCAAUUCAAUUCACUUAACAUUACUUCUUCUUCCCUCCCCAUAUUAUUAUACUCAUAGUCACCUCUUUCACAUUUAAAACAAAAAAUUCUAUAAAAUAAAAAUAUUUUUUAUUCAAAUUAAAAGAAAAUUUACAAAAAAUAAAAAAAAAAAUUGUGAUAUUGUUGAGCGCGAAAAAAGUGCGAGAGAAGAAAAAUGAAAAAAAAAAACAAAACAAAACAAUAAUAUUAAAGAAAAACCAUUGUAUGUUCUAGAACAAAAAGGAAUGUCAUCCUCUCUUAUUAAAAUAUAAAAUAAUUUUCUAAAUAGAAUUGUAAAUGAUGAUAGAAAUCAAAUAUUCUAUAUACAGUGUGCUUAAGGACGAUCAGGAUCAGUGUUGUGUGCAAUGUAAAUUGUAAGUAAAAGUAUAUAUUUAACACUUUUGGCAAAAAAAAAAAAUGAAACAAAUAAACGAUACUUUUUUACAUGGGACUAAGCAUAAGGGUAAAAUAGUUUAAUUCAAAAACAAAAAUGUGUAAGUUUUUCAGACGAAAAUAAAAAAAUUCUAAAAAUUAAAUAUUUUAUUUAGAGUAAAAAAUAUAAAAGAAAGAAAAAUACAAGGAGCAAUAUUUUUUAAAUACAUUUUAUCUUAAAAAUAUUAAAAAGAAAAAUUUAAACUAUUUCAUUGGUGCAAAUUUGUAAAACAAUGAUCAUUACCUACUCCUGUAGCACAUUUAACAUUAUCCUGAAAAUCUGAUAAAAAUUAAGAAAUCAAAUGGCAUUAUAUUUUAUUUAUGAGUUUAAUUUUCAAAGAAAAACAUAAAUAUUUUAUUUUUUUUUUAUUUAUCAGCAAAUUUAAUUAUAAUUAAAUUUUAUUUUUAAUCAUAUUAUAUGUGUUUUUUCAUAUCAUUUUGAAAGAAAACAAAAAUUAUAUAAAAGCUUCUUCAAUCAUUGCUUAAAUAGUUAUUUAACAAAAAAAACAUAUUAAACUUAUUAUAUUUACCUAUAAAUAUUAAAAUUUCUUCUAAAAUAAAAAUUAAAACAAAUAAAAAAAAACAUAAAAGCACUCAUGUGAUCAGUUAAGAAAUUGUUCGUUACAAGAUUACUUUUAAUUAGAAAAAAUAUUAAAAUUACAAGUAAACUGCCUGAGAAUAAAAAUAAUUAUCAUUAUUAAAAUAGGCCACUAUUGAAUUAAAAAUAAAAAUGCAAUAAAAAAAUAAUCUUACUAAAUAUUUUUUUUUCUGUUAAUUGAAAAAAUAAAAAAAAAACAAACAAAAGAAAAAUUGAUAAUGAAGUGCUUCUUUCUGUGACAUAAAAAAUAGUAUAUUUUGUGAUUUAUUAAAGAAGAAAAAAAUUUCAUUGCACAUAUUGUUUUAAACAUUAAAACAUAAAAAAACAAAACAAUAUAAAUUAUUCUUAAACAAAAAAAAUAAUAUAAAUAAAAUAAGAAUUUAAUUUUGAAUUAGAUGGUUUAUGUGAGACAACAACAAACAUAAAAUUAAUGUAUUAUUAUAUCUUAAAUGUAGAAACUAAAACUACAAAAAUUAAAACUUUGUUUAGUAGUAAGUUUAAUGUUAAAUUGAUUGAUAAUUGAAAAAAGAAAAACAAAAACAAA